UUAGAGAGAGAGAGGGGAUUGCAGUUAGUUUGUAGAGAGAGAAACUUUUUAGAGAGAGAAAAACUGAAAAACUGACACACUCACCAAAGUAAACCAACAACCGCCAAUGACCGAAGAAGAAGACCGAGCAUCCGUUGAACCAAUCGCCGGCAAUGGCGUCUCUCUUCCGCAAGAGCUCGUUGGAGGAGGAGGUACGGCCGAGACGGAGCCAGCGGGACGCGAUGCGGAGGUGACUGUAGUUGGUGACGGCAAUAGUGGUGGUGGUGCUGCCGCGGGAAAAGUAAAGGGACCGUGGUCUCCGGAAGAGGAUGCGGUACUGAGCCGAUUGGUGGCGCAGUUCGGAGCGAGGAAUUGGAGCAUGAUCGCGCGGGGAGUUCCAGGCAGGUCAGGGAAGUCAUGCCGGCUCCGAUGGUGUAACCAGCUGGAUCCUUGUGUUAAACGCAAGCCUUUCACUGAGGAAGAAGAUUGCAUUAUCGUAUCAGCCCAUGCAAUCCAUGGAAACAAGUGGGCAGCUAUUGCAAGGCUUCUUCCAGGUAGAACAGAUAAUGCAAUCAAGAACCACUGGAACUCUACCCUAAAGCGCAGGUGUAUGGAACAGGGAAGAUAUGUCCCUCCACGUGUUGAAGCGAUGGAAGAUGGUAGCAUUGAGAAAACAAAGGCAUCCUCUGAAGAAACCCUGUCAGUUGAGGAUAUGAAUUCAUAUCCUACACAAGUUAGAAAUGUCGUUAUGAAUACUGAGAUUAAACAGCACGAAGAUAAACCUCCAACUACAAGAAAUGAUGUUUCCGAAGUGGAGCAAAAUCCUACCCUUCAUCGACCAGUAGCACGUACUAGUGCAUUCAGUGUUUAUAAUCCUACAAGCAGGCCUACAAAUGGAUCAUCAAGUUCAAAGAUCCUGCCAUUGCAAAGCCCUUUAUUCCAACUACCCAAAGCAGUUGAAGGAGCCUGCAAAUUAUUUGAUGGUAUUGAAUGUGAACCAAUGGUUCCAUUGCAAUGUGGUCAUGGAUGCUGUGCACCAGAAUCAGGGGGAAGCCAUUCUCAUGGUUCUUCGCUAUUAGGUCCCGAGUUUGUUGACUAUUUGGAUUCUCCCCCUUUCUUAAGUCAUGAACUGAUUUCCAUAGCUACAGACCUAAAUAACAUGGCAUGGAUCAAGAGUGGCCUUGAGAACCAUGGAGGUGCCAAAGUAACCGAUAAUGCCGCAAACUUGACAGGAUCACAGGGGGCUGCUACUGUUUCACAAACGGGCUUCUUAGGCCAAGGCCAAAAGAAUGACUUCAUGCAAAUGCAAUAUGAGGAAGGACCAGGAAAGGUCAUGUUUCUGGGUACAAAUACAAUGAAAGAAAUGUUAUCAUCGAAGAUGCCUCGGCAACAUUUCGCAAUGCCUGCAGAAGUUUGAUACUAACCUUGGCUUCCUCUUAUGGAUUUUGGUUAUUUAUGUUGUGGUACUUUGUUGGUGAGUGGAUAGAGCAUACAUGAUAUAUAAGUCUGCAUUACCACAAUCAAUCUCCCUGUGGAGGGUAUUAUUUCUAGAGAGCAUAUAGUUCACACAAUAUUUUUAUAUUAUUGAAAAUUUUACAAUAGAGAUAUCACAUUAAAAUGAUCUUCUCAAUGUAAAAUUUUCAGAAAUGUAGAAACAUUUUACGAACUACGGUAUUUAUGAGUUGAGAUUUAGAGAAAGCGAUGGAAAACUAAAGAUUCCAUUCUCUCAAUUUGUCUCACAAACAUACCAUCUGCUAUUUUGUUAAGUGAGCAUCAGUUUUUGACAUUUUGUUGAGAUGCAGUUCAAAAUAGUUUUGUUGAGGA
Messenger RNA from Arachis duranensis, 1803 nucleotides. Its product is annotated as transcription factor MYB1. NCBI's taxonomy places the organism in Eukaryota, Viridiplantae, Streptophyta, Magnoliopsida, Fabales, Fabaceae. The transcript has 2 exons. The coding region runs from base 107 to 1396 and encodes 429 amino acids. Gene Ontology annotation, molecular function: RNA polymerase II cis-regulatory region sequence-specific DNA binding; DNA-binding transcription factor activity, RNA polymerase II-specific. The record is from RefSeq and is a predicted model, not a curated record. Gene Ontology annotation, biological process: regulation of DNA-templated transcription. Gene Ontology annotation, cellular component: nucleus.